Messenger RNA from Cryptomeria japonica (Japanese cedar), 489 nucleotides. RefSeq names its product calmodulin-like protein 2. NCBI's taxonomy places the organism in Eukaryota, Viridiplantae, Streptophyta, Pinopsida, Cupressales, Cupressaceae. The record is from RefSeq and is a predicted model, not a curated record. Bases 1 to 489 code for a protein of 162 amino acids. The transcript has a single exon. Gene Ontology annotation, molecular function: calcium ion binding.
AUGGCACUUUCAUCUGUUCCCCAUGAAAUUCGUAGAAUGUUCGAUACCUUGGACGAUAAUGGCGACGGGAGGCUCAGUUUGCAUGAAAUCACUUGCUUCCUCAAUAAGCUUGGAAUACAUCUAACAGAGGAAGAAUUAAAGUGUACGGUGAUGGCUGUUUCUCACAGCGAAGAUAGUAGCUUAACAUUUGAUGAAUUUGUUGAGCUUUACCAAUCUGUUCUGGAUGAGAGCAGUGCAAGAACGAUUACUGGUAGUAAUGAAGAGUCUCAAGAUUUAUGUUUAAUGGAGGCAUUCAAAGUUUACGAUCUGGAUGAAGAUGGGUAUAUUUCUUCUUCUGAGCUUCAACAAGUGCUGAGUAAUUUGGGAUUGAUAGAGCAGGGUAGGCAUUAUUUGGAGGAUUGUGAGAGAAUGAUAUGUAGAUUUGAUGAGAAUUCGGACGGCCUUAUAGAUUUCUCUGAGGUUAAGAACAUGAUGACCACCAAAUCCUGA